Emiliania huxleyi CCMP1516 is the source of this 420-nucleotide messenger RNA. RefSeq lists its product as hypothetical. The record is from RefSeq and is a predicted model, not a curated record. The transcript has 3 exons. Bases 1 to 420 code for a protein of 139 amino acids. NCBI's taxonomy places the organism in Eukaryota, Haptophyta, Isochrysidales, Noelaerhabdaceae.
AUGCCUGCAAAGAAGACCGGGCGCGGAGCGAAUCUGAGCCUACUCAACAAGGAGCACCCGAAGGACAAAAAGGGCGACGACGACAUCGGCGACCUCGAUUACGUCGACAAGCCGGACGACUCGUCGAGCUCGGGCGAGUCCACCAGCGGCGAGGCGCUGCCGCUGGAGAUGGCGCCAGCGCUGCCCGAGCCCGAGCAGCUGCCGCCGCCUGAGCUAGCCGCGGAGCCACCGGCCAAGCCAAAGCGCGGCCGCCCACCGGGCAGCAAAAGGCCGGCUCAAGCCAGUGCGUCCAACCCGAGCCACUGCGGCCGUGCGUCGAGCUCUAUCGGCGGCAACACGAGCGAGGUUUGGUGCUCUCAGGAGCGCUAUGCCAACACGUGGUCGGCAGGGGCCGGCGGGGCAGGCUGGGUGCACCAAUAG